This is a messenger RNA of Anthonomus grandis grandis, 2487 nucleotides long. Its product is annotated as protein GPR107. Gene Ontology annotation, cellular component: membrane; Golgi apparatus. Lineage: Eukaryota; Metazoa; Arthropoda; Insecta; Coleoptera; Curculionidae. The record is from RefSeq and is a predicted model, not a curated record. Bases 284 to 2386 code for a protein of 700 amino acids. Gene Ontology annotation, molecular function: protein binding. Gene Ontology annotation, biological process: transport. The transcript has 8 exons.
GAUAUGAUGUAUGAGAUGUUUUAUAGUAUUUUGUUCUGUAUGCGAUUAAUAAUUAUUCUUAAUUGUGUUAAUUACUUUCACACUAUUGAUUGUUCCUUCCAGAAACAUUAAAAAUGACAAAUGUUUAUUAAUCUACAAUCUCUAAGUCGACAAUAAAUUAUGCUCUUGAUAAAGGGUACUUUCAGCUGGGGUAUUUUGUGACACAAAUUAGUUGACUUCAUAGCAUCACCCUUUGCUUAAUCUAGAAGUGUUCCCUUUAAAUUUAAACCUUGUUGUUAGUAAAAUGUAUUUACUUAAGGUGAUUAUCAUCUUGCUGUUGUGGCUGAGUACUUCUUUUGCCAGAAUUCAUAAAUUAGAAAUUAGAAAUGAUGCUAGAAAAUAUAUUGGACUAAGUACAUUUGGGUUCUUUCAAGGUGGCACUCUAGAAGUUAAACUUUCUAAUUUCCAUGCUACACCUGAAAAUAAAAGUGCAUUGUUUGGGUUCAGUUUAGACAGAACAAUUAAUGAUGGGAUGAAUCCAUACCUUGACAGCCAUCAAGAUGUCUGUAUUUUGAAAAAGAAUAUUACUAAUAAUAAUGUUAAUGAGGAAUUCAUAUAUAUCAUAUUGGACUUAUUAAAUGAAAAGUUGCAAGUAAAAUGUGGAGAACACCAACCUUCAACUGCCAUACACAUAUAUAAAUCAAAGGAUGAAAUGAAAACUAAAACAACUGCAAACUCUUGCAAGGAUCUAAAAUUUGAAAUUAGUCCGUUUACAAAUAAGGGAAAGACACACUACAAUGCUUCUUUUCUUAUGUCUGUUGAGACAUUAAGAGAAGAAGGACUCUACAACCUUUUCUUUCAUAGCUGUCCCAACUACAACCCACAUACUGAAACGACUGUAGACUUUGACAUUGAAAUUGUCGAAUUGAAUAUAAGAAAUUAUCUGUCAGCUGGAGAAAUACCCUUACCAGCCUUAUUUUGCUUAAUGUCAAUACUAUUCUUCUUGUCAGGGAUGUUUUGGGUGUUUUUGUUAAGACAAUCCAAGCAUCCUGUAUUUAAAAUUCAUUAUAUGAUGGCGGUUUUGGUGUUUUUAAAGGCAAUAUCCUUGGCUUUCCAUGGAGUUAAUUACCAUUACAUUGAGAGGCUCGGUUUCCAUCUAACUACAUGGGCUAUACUGUUCUAUGUUGCUCAUUUGUUAAAGGGAGCUCUAUUGUUUGUUGUUUUGGUGCUUGUUGGAACUGGUUGGACUUUUAUAAAACAUGUUCUUACUCCAAAAGAUAAGAAAUUAUUUAUGGUUGUGAUUCCUCUGCAAGUCUUGGCAAAUGUGGCUGAAAUAAUAUUGGAAGAAAGUGAGGAGGGAGAUAGAGAAUAUUUGGCUUGGAGAAACGUUGUCAUUUUGGUGGAUUUGCUGUGUUGUGGGUGUAUUUUGUUUCCUGUGGUUUGGUCUAUUAGGCAUUUGCAGGAAGCAUCUGAGACCGACGGAAAAGCCGCUAUAAACUUAAAAAAACUGAAGCUAUUCAGGCAUUUCUAUGUGAUGGUGGUGUGUUAUAUCUACUCAACAAGAAUAAUAGUCUAUUUACUGAAAAUCACGGUGCCCUUUCAAUAUGGAUGGCUGCAUGAAAUGUUCAGAGAAAUGGCGACCUAUGUUUUCUUCGUUCUCACCGCCUACAAAUUUAGACCUGCCUCCCAUAAUCCAUAUUUUUCAUUAAAUGAAGAUAGCGAUGAUGAAGUGGAUGAAGUCUUAUCACUACUCUGCACUAAUACUUCAGCCUCCUUUCUCUAUGGCCAACCAUGCAGCGAGCGGAAUACUGCUUAUCUCUAUCCGAAUAACUACAUAAUUCCAUCAAACCAGACGAACUGCGUGGACGUAUCGAAAUCCUCAACAAUCAAUCCAGCGAACAACAGUGAAUUUUUCGAGAGCGUGUGGCAAGCGGAUACGCUUUAUGCGGACCAUAUGAACUUAUCCAGAGUCCCUGCGGCCCUAAUAUACAUCUUUCCCGGGCUGGAAAUGCUCGAUUUAUCCAGCAACGACAUAAGGAGGUUACCCUAUAAAAUGUAUAAAAUAGCACCGCGGGUAACAAAGUUGUUGCUGGCAGAGAAUCAUGUUUUCGUACCGAGGAAAAGGGGCUUGUUUAAAUCAGUUUCUAUAAGGAUGCUGAUGCUGAGCAAAAAUAGGAUAACGAACAUUUAUCCGGUUACUUUUGCCAAGAUGCCCAAUUUGGAAAUAUUGUAUUUGGAUGGGAAUAGAUUGAAGUACGUUAGCGCGGAUAUGUUUUUGCCAAUGUUGGGAUUGCAGUAUCUGCAUUUGGGUCAUAACUUUAUUGCCGAGUUACCUUCGAAAGAACGUAUGCCCCAUAUGUUAAGGUUUUAUAUUACAAACCCUCAAAGAAAUCUAUUAAUUAAGUAACUUUGACUAUUGAGGUUAGAUUUACUAAGUUUAGCUAUUUAUUUUUUGUAUGUAUUAAUAGAAUAUAUAGUUUAUGCAAAAUAAACUUCGAUGUAAGUUAA